This is a messenger RNA of Tribolium madens (black flour beetle), 1961 nucleotides long. RefSeq names its product dihydrolipoyllysine-residue succinyltransferase component of 2-oxoglutarate dehydrogenase complex, mitochondrial. Lineage: Eukaryota; Metazoa; Arthropoda; Insecta; Coleoptera; Tenebrionidae. The record is from RefSeq and is a predicted model, not a curated record. Gene Ontology annotation, biological process: tricarboxylic acid cycle. Gene Ontology annotation, molecular function: dihydrolipoyllysine-residue succinyltransferase activity. Bases 101 to 1543 code for a protein of 480 amino acids. Gene Ontology annotation, cellular component: oxoglutarate dehydrogenase complex. The transcript is spliced from 8 exons.
GUGAUCUUUUUAAAUCAAAAGAUUUCCAGGUUGUGGCAGCACAUGAAAAGGGGCUGCUGUCCUAAAAUUUGUAAAAUUUAUCACAUCAUAACUUAUUAGAAUGGCGGGUAUGCUUACGAUAACGUCAAGAAAUGUACCACGGACAAUUUUUAGAACACUAAACAGUUAUUUAGAAAAAUGUGUGACAGAGGUACCUUCCAAGCACAGAGCUUACCAUCAAGGGUUAAAAUCGAUAAGAAAAGUAUUUGUGAAGCCUAGUCAAUCAGUCUUUACAAGACCCCAGUCUAUUUGUUGUAAACAAGUGAGAUAUUUUCGGUCUUCUGCUACCCUUUUUGAGGAAAGCAAAAUUGUAACUGUACCCCCAUUUGCAGAUUCAGUUUCUGAAGGUGAUGUAAGGUGGGAAAAGAAAAAAGGCGACCAAGUCGCUGAAGACGAGGUGGUUUUGGAAAUUGAAACUGACAAAACUUCAGUCCCAGUACCUGCCCCAGCCAAUGGUAUUAUUGAGGAAACCUAUGUUGAUGAUGGUGCAACUGUCAAAGCUGGUCAAAACCUCUUCAAAUUGAAAUUGACCGGAGAUGCUCCAGUUAAAAAAGCCCCUGCUGCCAAGGCCGCCGAGCCAGCUGCAGCCCCACCACCACCACCACCGACCCCUGCUGCUGCCGCCACACCGCCACCUCCACCACCAAAGCCCGCGGCUCCUGCAGCAGGAGGCCCACCGCCGCCACCAAGGCCGGCAGCACCUCUCAGCUCGAUACCCGUAGCCGCCAUAAGGCAUGCUCAGGCCAUUGAAGCUGCCACUGUUAAAGUGCCCCCACAAGAUCCCACCAAAGAAAUUUCAGGAACGCGAACUGAACAACGAGUCAAGAUGAACAGGAUGCGUCUGAAGAUUGCGGAAAGAUUGAAGCAAGCCCAGAAUGUUAAUGCGAUGUUAACCACUUUUAACGAAAUUGAUAUGUCUUACAUCAUGGAGUUCCGAAAGGCCAACCAAGAUGCUUUCCAGAAGAAAUACGGCUUGAAACUGGGUUUCAUGUCGGCAUUUGUCAAGGCCUCGGCUUACGCCCUCCAAGACCAGCCUGUAGUUAACGCCGUUAUUGACGGCCAAGAAAUCAUUUACAGAGACUACGUCGAUAUCUCUGUGGCUGUGGCCACACCCAAGGGUCUCGUCGUUCCUGUCGUCAGGAAUGUUGAAAGAAUGAGUUACGCCGACAUCGAAUUGGCCAUCAACGCUCUUGGCGAAAAGGCCAGGAAAGGAAGUUUGGCCGUGGAAGACAUGGAUGGUGGCACUUUCACGAUCAGUAAUGGUGGUGUGUUUGGUUCGCUUCUAGGGACCCCAAUUAUUAACCCACCGCAAUCGGCUAUACUCGGAAUGCACGGGAUUUUCGAAAGACCUGUGGCUGUUAAAGGACAAGUUGUAAUUCGGCCCAUGAUGUACAUAGCCCUAACAUACGAUCAUAGACUUGUCGACGGACGUGAAGCAGUUUUCUUCCUCCGAAAAAUCAAACAAGCAGUGGAAGAUCCGCGAGUUAUGUUAGCUGGUCUCUAAGAGAUAUUAGGAAAGUGUACAGUACCUAUCGAAAUGAAUUCUCACAAUCACGAAAAGUUUUCAAUUUGUAAAGUUUGAAAAUAACGCAUUUUCUGCUUUUUAGGGUGAUGGUAACGUUCUCUUUAACUUUACGAAUUGGAAUCAUGUAAAAUGCACGCUUAUUCAUCCUUUAUUGUCGAAUUUCAUAACGGUCUUUUGCUAUACAGAUUCAUUGUAGGUAAUGAAUUUAUUGUAUAAGUUUUAUUAAAGUAUUGACGUAUGUAUUGUGGUCCCUUAUUUUGUUAUUUUUUUGUUGGUCAUUAAUAAAAACGUUAAACAAAUUUUGUUCCUGUUGAAGAAAAGUACAACUCGGUAUUACUGAUAGCGGAAUGUAAUCGAUUAUUUAUAAAACAUGUCUAAAUAUACAUUGUGAGAAAUA